This is a messenger RNA of Rotaria socialis, 912 nucleotides long. NCBI's taxonomy places the organism in Eukaryota, Metazoa, Rotifera, Eurotatoria, Philodinida, Philodinidae. The record is from the annotation of a GenBank genome assembly.
AUGGACGAAGGAUUAAGAUUAUGUGACGAGCACAUAUUUCAAUGUUCGAUUUGUUGUAAUGAUAUCGAAGAAAGAACAGUGAUUUUCCAGAUAGAAUCAUGCCAUUGCCAAUUUUGCACAGAGUGCGUACGCCAGUAUUGUAUUAGUCAAAUAAAUAUACCAUUAGUACUAAUCAGAUGUCCAAAUACAGAAUGUCAUAGUUCACUAUCUUCAAAUGAAAUUCGUGCUGUUCUUACUGAUUCACAAUUUCAACUUUAUAAAAAACGACUAUUCGAACAUGAAGUGACCAAUGAUCCUCGACUACUUUUUUGUCCACAAGUGAAUUGUGAUCAUGUCUUAAUAUUGCCUGAAGAACAAAUAAGUUUUACAGAACAAGCAAUAACCUGCACACAAUGUCAAACGACUUUCUGUCUUAAAUGUCGUUGUCAAUGGCAUCCAAAUCAGCCGUGUUCUGAUUUAAUUACACCGGAUGAAAUGAAUGCUGAAUCAAAUAUAAAACGUUGUGCACGAUGCCGUUUUCCUCUCGAACGGACUCAUGGCUGUGCACAAAUGACGUGCAUCAAUUGUAAACAUAUGUUCUGUUGGUAUUGUUUAAAAUCGUUAGAUAAUGAUUUUUUCUUGUUGCAUUAUGAACGCGGUCCUUGUCGAAAUCGACUUGGUCAUUCGCGUGUCUCCUUACUGCUUCAUCGUCUUCUAGUGAUUGGUUUAUUUAUUAUUUUAACUAUGCUUGUUAUUUUAGCUUCACCGUUACUUAUAUUGAUUGCACCUUGUCUUAUUUGUUAUCGAUAUAAGCAACUGAAAAAUUACUUUAAUAAUUCAACUAUAUGGAGGCGAACUGUUCAAGAAGAAAAUUCAUCAACAACCAAUAACUUCUUUACUUCCAUCGUGGAAUGUAAUAUUUCAUCUGUUUGA